This is a messenger RNA of Thlaspi arvense, 195 nucleotides long. The record is from the annotation of a GenBank genome assembly. NCBI's taxonomy places the organism in Eukaryota, Viridiplantae, Streptophyta, Magnoliopsida, Brassicales, Brassicaceae.
AUGAACCUCCGCUGGCAGGGAAUUAACGCAAAUGCUUGCUGUGAAAGAUGUGGAGAACAGGAGAAUGUCUCCCACAUUUGGUUUGAUUGCCCUUACGCAAAGGAGAUGUGGCGUACAACCUCUAUCGUCUCCCCCCUGGCAGGUCUUUCUCCAGAUGUAGACCCUAGAAUCCUGCUCAGCUCCCUCUACAAAUAA